This is a messenger RNA of Bacillus rossius redtenbacheri, 3915 nucleotides long. RefSeq names its product LHFPL tetraspan subfamily member 2 protein. The transcript is spliced from 5 exons. Lineage: Eukaryota; Metazoa; Arthropoda; Insecta; Phasmatodea; Bacillidae. The record is from RefSeq and is a predicted model, not a curated record. Gene Ontology annotation, cellular component: membrane. Bases 204 to 863 code for a protein of 219 amino acids.
UUGACAGUCAGCUGUGACUCACUGCGCACGCGCAGCGCGCUUCUCCUCGAGGGGGGGAAAAGGAAACAGUUGCCGAUCGCUUGGCGCUGCGUGUCGCGUCAUCUCGUGUCAGCCGGCUUGCGUACAUCCCGCGCCCAACAGCCGCCUCGCCGCACAGGCGACUCGUACUGGCGAUCGCAGAGCCGUGAAGGCCGAGCGCGGCGAUGUGCUACGUCAUCAUCACGGCCCGCAGCCUGCUGUGGACGCUGCUCACUCUGGCGGCGACCCUGGCGCUGGUGUCGGCGGUGCUGACCCCCCGGUGGCUCGUCGGCCCGCGGCCCUUCAAGACCUCAGAGAACGGCACGGCGGUGUUCUUCCCGUCGGUGGGCGUGUACAGCCGCUGCGUGCGCCUGCACGGGCGGCAGUCGUGCGGUCCGUUCGCGGCGCGCGGCCUCGCCACCGACCCGCAGGUGUUCCCGCCCUGCUGGAAGGCGGCGCUGGUGUUCCUGGCCGCCGGCCUCGCCGUCAUGGCGCUCACCGUGCUCAGCUCGGUGCUCAGCAGCUGCGUGCAGAGCGUCUGCAGGAAGAGCAUCUUCACGCUGUCGGGCGCCGCGCAGGCCGUCGCCGGUAUAUUCUUCAUCCUGGGCAUCAUGCUGCACCCUGCUGGCUGGGGCUCGCCCCGGGUCCAGAAGCUGUGCGGUUACGAAGCGGCUCCUUUCUACCCUGCAGAGUGCAGCCUAGGCUGGGCCUUCUACAGCGCCGUGGGAGGCGUGGCACUCACGUUCCUGUGCUCGGUGCUGUCCGUGCAGGCGGAGCUGGCCACUUCCAGCGACAAGGUUCAGUUCCAGAUACACCAGGGCCACACGCUCAUCUGCCUGCCCUGAGCCACGCCCCCUCAGCGACGCUGCGUGCCUAACAACAGAGUGUUCCGAGUGCCAUCCUGAAGAGAACUACGAACGCUUGAUCGCAUCUCACACAACUUGAUCUUCUGGUUCUUGUUAGUUUACCCAAAACCUGUGAGAAGGAAACACAGCUUGUAAUGUGUUUAUGUUUAAAAGCCUUAUAAACUCCGUGUUCCACGUGGCCUGUCGUUAGACAGUCUUUUACUAAUUUCACUUUUCUGCGUUAGAUUUUCAUACGUUGGUCACUAAAACAUUUCAUUAAAAUUUCACACAUCAAACACAGUCUUUUAUAAAUUAAUAAGCUACAGCUCAUGAUUACAUUACUAAUCACGCACAGUCAUAUCUGAAAUUUAUGCACACUCCAGGGUCUCCUGAAUUUGUCUGUAAGACUGAGAUUUUUUUAUGUACAGAUUGUUCUGUUUUGCUAUGCUUGAAUACUCACUUUUGAAGAUGAGUUUUCUACAUGAAACCUGUGUCGUAAAAUAUAUAUUUGUAUAAAUGAGUUUUACAACAUGGAAAAAAAAAACUUUUAAGUUAUAAUGUAUUUAUUUCAAUGAAGCACUUUAAACCAAUUUUUGAAUGGUUUGGUUCUCAUUUAAUGCGAUGUUAAAGUAUUUUAGGCAUCUAGACAUUUACAAUUGUUAACCUUACAUUGACUCAAGUUUCAAACUAUGUUAAAACAUACCUGUAAAAUACUUAGACUAAAAGAAAGUGUAAAAAUGGAUUGAUGAUCAACCUUGUGAUGCAUUUUUUUGGUGAAAAAUGACCAAAAAAAUACUCAAUCACAUUUUUAUUUAAAAGUCAUAAAUAAUGUAUAAAUAAAUUUAUAUCAUUCAUAUCAGAUUUACAACAUAUUACAUCUUUGGGAAGUCCACAGUGUAGAGAGAGAGCCACACAAAUCAACAUGUAACUAGGUUGUUAUUGUAAUACUAUUGGCCUUAAAGUUUUGCUAGUGACAAGAGUGGGUUAACAGCAGUGUAUAUUUUCAUUUUUUGAAAGUUUGUAUAGCAAUUUGCUACACAAUCAUUAGGUACAAAUUACAAACGAAGGAGUGGUUGGUUAAAUUUCUACAAUAAAGAUUGUAAUUAUUAACCGUUAUUUCUUUAUUAAUGUUCACAAACGUGAACAAGUGGUACUGUACUUAACUCCAGAUGGUGAUUGAGGCAACCAUGGAUAUCUUUAAGUAAAGCACCUAAACCUUAUCACGACCCAAAUUCACAGAAGCAUCAGCUAGGAACUUCACAAGUUUAUUUUCAAUGUCAGCAAUACCGAAAUUAAUCAAAGACCCUGUAAUAUCACUGAAAAUGCCCUCUACUAUUCCAUGUUCUAAAUCAGCUAUUUUGAGAAAUUUACAUUAUACAUCAGCAUCUUUAUCUACAUAUAUCAGAAAUACAAUUUUUUUCUUCUUUUUCCUCUCUCCAGUUUUUCAAUCACACAUUUGUUCAAUUUUUCUGUCUUCGCCAAUGCACUUGGUAAAUUCUUGGCAUUUUACAACAUUGUUGCACGUACCACCAAGGUCGAAACCAGGAAAGUUUUCAAGAUGAACUAAUAGUUUACAUUUGUUAAAAGCAAUUUGUUCUUUGGCCAACACAUAUGCUAUAUCAAUGAAUUUACAUACACAUGUUUUUGUUUCUUCACAUACAGUAGACAUUUACUUAUCGAUCUGUUAUUUUAAAUCUUUUCUGAUUGAUUUUUGUUUAUUUCUGAAAUUCACAGCAUAUGUAUGCAUGUCGGAUUUAGUGUGUUAAGUGCUUCAAGCUCAAAACCAUGCAACCAUGCAUUCCAACAAUUAAGGAAGAAUUGAAAUUUCAAUAAUGUGGUAGGUUUUUUCAUUGCCCCGACACAAGUCACAGUAUAAAAGCUCAACAUUGUUAUCACUGGAUUCACAUUGUACCAGAUGAAUCAAUCACAUGAAUGUGGCAUGCUACUACAGAAAAUCCAUCAGAUAGCAUAGUCAGACAUGCUCACAUAGAUCAUACAGACGUGACAGCACGAAUCUGGCAUGGCCUUUAAAAUUAUUGACAUUCGACCCUAAACGCUAUCAGACAUCCAUAUUUUUUUGGUUGAAACUAGGAAAAUCAUAUAGAUAACAGAGCUGCGAAUGUGUGAUGUUAGUGCUUAGUCCAAAUUUUAUGAUUUUCAUCAUAGAGUUGAAAUUACUUCUGAAACAGCUUGCUACGUUUUCAUAUUGCAGAUUAUUGCAAUACAUAUUUACAAAAAAAUUACCAAAAUAAAGUGUGUAACAUUUUGUGACUCAAAAUUACAUGUGUCACAGGUAUGUAUAAAUUGUAUUGUAAAUUGCAAUGCGAUACCACUGAAAAAAUAUAUAUGCUGUUUAUAAUUACAAUUAAGGUGUGAUUUUACAGCCCUUAAGUAGGCAUAGCAUAGUGAUCAGAAAACAGAUGUUAGUGAUGGCUGCUUUGUUUUUUCUGAAGUCAUACUAAAACUUUCUUGCAUGCUCUGCUUAGUGCUUUUAAGACACUUGUGUUCUAGAGAAUGACCAUUUUUUAGUUCAUCUGAAACUAAUGUGACUUCUUUAUGUUGAGAUGUAAAUAUUAUAUUUAUUUAUAUGAAGAUGUUAUUUUAUAAAUCAUGCAUCUACUUGGGUAAAACAGAAUACCUACUUUAUAACAAUGCUGAAGAUCUUAGGAAAUGAAAUUAAUAUAAUUAUACAAUUUUAACGUUAUAAUCAUAUAGCACACAUUGGGAAAAAAAUUUAAAGAUUUAAAAAUGAGAUAGACUAUAUAUUUUGAUCAUCAUCAUUUAAAUAUUUUAUAUUUGAGGAUAAAUACAUGUAUGUAUUUUGUGGUGCCAAAUAGUUAUUUUAGCAUUUGCUUUGUGUAUCAUGUGUUACUCAUACUUGUAUGCUUAUUGUGUUGGUAUCAAUUAUCACUUUAUGAUACUCACUGUAUUGACUGCUGCUAAUUUACAAUGUAAAAAAAGACAUUAUUGUGUCUGUCGCAGUGAAAGACUAUAUAAUAUGGCAUGGCCAUUAAAUUGUAUAUAUGUUUUCAGAUAAAAUCUUGAAAACUAA